GAUAAUUUUUUGCGGUAUAUUUUUAUAUAACGUUAAUAUGCUUGCUGAAUAUUGUGAAAUAGGAAAAUUAAAAAAAAAAUAACAAAAAAAUAAUAUCAAUAAAAGGGAUAACUUGUUGAUAUAAUAGUCAGUUUGAAUAAAAAGAAUAUUAAAAAUAUUUAUAAAUAAUCAUAUAGAAAACGAAAUAUAUUAAAAAUUUCAAUACAAAAAAAUUUUAAAAUAUAUACAUGUUAAAUAAUAUAAUGUUAAAGGAAUACAAAAAAUAUAUUAUUUUGAAUGGAAAAUAUUCUUACAAGAAGGAUAAAAUAUAUUUAUGUGGAAUAUGAGUGUUUUUUUAAAGUGAGAGAUAAAUGAAAAAAAAAAAAUUAAUUAUAAAAAAAGUGCUUUCAAGACACAGAUACUAAUAUUUGAAUAGACAAACAAGACUGAAUGUAACGAAAUUAUACAAUACCAGAGAAAUAAUAAAACUAGAGAGAGAAAUAUAAUAUAUAAAAAAUACGCAGCUAGAUUGAGAGACAGAGAGAGACAAUUUUUAAGAGAGAUUUAUUUACGAAACAUUAUCAAAAACUAAUUAUAAGUAUAUCACAGAAAAAUCAACCAAUAAUAUAUAUACCUCGCCACUGCAAAACUUGAAGACAUUUACCAAUAAAAAGGAAGCGGAAAUUUUAAUCGGGAAAUCAUCAAAUAAAAAACACAAGAAAAAGGCGACGACGGCUGUAAAUACCGUCUGAUGUUUCAUUAAUGUUUACGAAAAUUUUCCCUAUAUAUACAUUUAAGAAACACACACAAAAGUAGUUGUAAAAUUUCAAACCCUUCAGUUUUUUGAAGGGGAGAUACUUCAUCGCAGGCAUUUUUUGCUUAUUGUUUUUGACAAAAACCGUGAUACUAAAUAAUUAAAUACUCAGCAUGGGAGUGGCUGAAGAUUUCGCUCCCAGCUUCGUAAAGAAGCCACAAUUGCGUCAAGAAGAUGAUGGCAAUCGUUUAAUAUUUGAGUGUCAAUUAUUGUCAUCGCCUAAACCAGAUAUUGAGUGGUAUCGCAGCGAUAAUUUAGUAAUAGAGGAUGAACGUACAAAAUUUAAAAUCCAACCAAUUGGUGAUAACAAAUUUACUGUAGUAUUAGAGCUCGAUGAUGUCAUCGAAACAGAUGCCGGACUUUACAAAGUAAAGGCCAAAAACAAAUCGGGCGAAGUUUCAGCCUCUAUAAAUUUAAAUUUCACACCUGCCGAUGAACCAAAAGAAAAGCAAAUCGACGGAUUCGCGCCGACAUUCGCGAAAAAGCCUUCAAUUCGACAGGAAGAUGAUGGCAAACGACUACUGUUCGAAUGUCGGGUAAAUGCAGAUCCCAAACCCACAAUAACAUGGUUCCACAAUGGCACAAUAGUCAAAGAAUCCCCGCGCCAUAAGAUAAGUAUCGAUAAGGAUGGUAACUCAUAUUUUGCAACACUUGAAGUUAAGAAUGUAACGGUUGAGGAUGCCGGUAAAUACAAAGUGAAUGGCAAAAAUGAGCUGGGUGAAAGUAAUGCUACAAUUAGCUUAAAUUUCGACAGCGAUGAAGCUCCAGUACCUGAAGAUGGCAUAAAACCCACAUUUACCGAACGACCAGUCAUACGACAAAGCGAAGAUGGUGGCAAUGUAACAUUCGAAUGCAGAUGUGUUGGUGAUCCCAAACCUGGAGUUACGUGGUACCACGCCCAGGAUGAAUUAAAAGAGGGAGGCCGUUACAAAAUGUCUUUGACAUUGGAUCAGAAAUUAUAUCACAUGGCUUGCUUGGAAAUAUCAAAUGUUGUAUCAAGCGAUCAAGGUGAAUAUCGUGUUAAGGCCAAAAAUAAACACGGAGAGGGUGUAUCUACGAUUAAUUUAAAUUUCGAAGGAGGUUCAAAAAAAAUACCCGAUGGAAAAUCACCGCGCUUUCCUAAGAAACCAACAAUACGACAAGAAGAAGAUAUUUUAAUCAUGGAGUGCAUAUUAGAGGCCCACCCGGUGCCAGAUAUUACCUGGUAUCGUGGUGAUGAUAAAAUCGAUAAUUCAUCAAGGAUUAAAAUGUCGCGCAAAGCCACAUCAAAGGACAGCUAUGUGUUGACUUUGGAAAUACAGAAUCCGACCAAAGAAGAUGGCGGCAAUUACCGUUGUAAUGCAUUUAACAUGUAUGGCGAGAGCAAUGCCAAUAUUGCGCUCAAUUUCCAAGGCGCUAACGAUGCAAAUGGAUUUGCACCAUCAUUUAUCGAAAAACCACGAAUUAUUCCAAACGACUCUGGUACACUAAUCACGAUGAAGUGCCGAUGCAAGGCUAAGCCUGAACCAACUGUUACUUGGUACAGAGGCCAGGAAGUGGUAAAUAAGUCAAGUAAAAUAAAGAUUAAAACGACUGUGAUUGCCGAAGACACCUAUGAGUUGACUUUGGAAAUCAAGGACCCCGGCGCAUCCGACGGUGGCACAUAUAGAUGUAACGUUCAAAACGAAUAUGGCGAAUCGAACGCCAAUCUCAAUUUAAAUAUCGAAGCGGAACCAGAACCUGAAGGUGAAGGACCAACAUUUGUCGAAAAGCCACGUAUUGUUUCCGAAAACAAUGGAAAGCUGGUUAUAAUGGAAUGUAAGGUUAAAGCAGAUCCCAAGCCAGAUAUUGUAUGGUAUCGCAAUGGUGAAGUGGUCAAAGAAAGUAAUAAAAUCAAAAUGUCCAUGGAACAACGUGGAGACCAGUAUUACAUUAAACUGGAGCUAAUUGACCCUCAAUUGGAAGACUCCGGUUUAUAUAAGUGCAAUAUCAAGAACAUUCUGGGUGAACUUAAUGCCAAUCUUACACUUAAUAUUGAAAUUGUUCCUGUUAUCAAAGAUAAACCCAAGAUCAUUAAAAUUAUUAAAAAACGCACUGUGGUUAUUGAGUGCACAGUGGCCUCGAAAUUCGAACCCAAGUGUACCUGGUUUAAAGAGACUAAUGAAGUUAAACAAAGCAGUCGCCAUGUUUAUGUGGUAGAAAAGACCAAAGAGGGUGAAUUUGCAGUUAAAUUGGAAAUCAAUGAAGUCGAGGAGACUGACAAGGGUGCAUAUAAAUUGGUAGCCAGCAAUGAGAAGGGUGAAGCCGUCUCUCAGAUUGUCAAUUUGGUUGACAUACCCGAGGAAGAACGAAAGCCCACAAAACCGGAAAUAACACGCAAACUCACCGAUCAAAAGGUGGUUGAAGGCAAAACUUUCGAAUUGUUGAUUAGUCUCAAGCAAUCAGAUCGCAAAUGCAAAAUCGAAUGGUACAAAGGCACUACUUUGGUUAAGGAGACUAAAGAUAUUACUACAACUUUUGAUGGUACAACUGCUCGUUUAACAUUGAGUUCGGCUCGCAUGGAGCAUAGCUCCACUUACAAAGUUGUCGUUGCCAACGAGGCCGGCAAAGAUGAAUCCACUUGUAAGAUUGUGGUCGAAAAGAAGCAGGACAAGAAAAAACAGGAGGAAGAAGCUGCCGAAGUAAAACGCAAGGAGGAGGACGAAGCAAAGGCCGAAGAAGAAAAGCAGCAAAAGGCUGAGGAAGAAAUAAAAAAGAAGAAGACUGAAGAAGAAAAGAAAAAGAAGAAGGCUGAAGAGGAUAAGAAAAAGGACGAAGAAGAAAAGAAAAAGGUCGAAGAAGAAAAGAAGAAGGUCGAAGAAAAAAAGAAGGCCGAUGAAGAAAAGAAGAAGACCGAAGAAGAGGAAAAGAAGAAAAAGUCUGUGGAAGAUGAAAAGAAAAAGAUCGAAGUAGAAAAGAAAAAGGAAGAGGAAGAAAAGAAAAAGGUCGAAGAAGAAAAGAAAAAGAGCGUAGAGGAUAAGAAAAAAGCUGACGAAAAGAAAAAGAAAUCCGUUAGUAAACCAGAAGAUAUUGUUGACGGUACUGAAAACAUUCCUGAAGAGAAAGAACUGUUUGAGCAAAUCGGACUCAAAAAGACAGAACAACGUGUACAACAGCGCAAGACAAGUGUUUCAUCUGUUCAAGAGGAAACUAAAGAGACCCGUCGCAAGUCUAUAAUAAGUACCCACGAUGAGUCUACAGUAUCAUCCCGUCGUUCAUCCGUAGCGAUUGAAGAAACCAAGACUGAAUCUCGCCGCUCUUCUAUCAUUGAGAAGAAAGCCUUAGAGCAAGGUGAAAAUAAGACCUUACAAGCUAAUAAAGCACCUCAAGAGAUUAAAGAGGAAAUACCCAAACUUAAACCCGCCGAAAAAAGACGUGUUUCGAAGGUCAUUGAAGAGCCUAAACCAGCUGAAGAACUGCCUAAAUUGCGCAAGACUUCGAUAGCUCAACCAAAGGAAGAACCAAAACCAGAAGCAGCUAAGCCUAAAGCAAAGGCUAAGCCAAAACCAAAAUCGAAAUAUGAAGAACUGCCUGAAAUACCGGAUUAUGAAAGACCCGUAUUGGAGAAAUUCGAAAAACCUGAAUUUGAAGCCAGUGACUUUACUCGAGCAUCAGAAAUUCCAAAUAAAAUGGAAAAACCCGUCUUCGAUACAGCCAAGCCGGAGCCACAGCAGGCUGUACAAAAGAAUGGCCUACCCAAGAAAGAAGCCGCUGUCGAAAAACCUGCUGAUGAGCCUAAAGGCUUUAAAGUUGGUAAAGGUAAACUUCCUGAAGAAAGUAAUGACAAGGAUUCUGCUACUUUGCGUCCUGUAAUCAUUGAACCAGAGAAAAAAGCUGCUGAAGUUGCCGUCGAAAAACCAGCAGAGAACAUAAAUAACGACAAACGUCAGUCAAUAUCGGAACUAAUUAAACAGAGACGUCGUUCAUCUGUACGUGCUCUAAUGACCAAAGAACCCAUACAGAAGGAAAGUUUUCUGGGUGUUAUCCUUAAACCAGUCGUUAGAGAUCAAAAAGAGUGUGAGGCUCCUCAACAAGCCAAACAAUUGUUGAAGGAAACUGUUCAAAUGGAAUUUAAUCCAAGCAAAGCUUCAAAGGCCCAAAUAUCCCACUUAAAGAAGUCAGAAGGUUUGCCAGAAAUUCACGACAAUUACCAACGUCCAAUAUUAGAAAAAUAUGAAAAACCCGAAUUUGAAAAAUCCCUAAAAGAAAAACCCGUACCCGAAAUUAAAACUCCCGCGGAGCCAUCAGGCCAAAUAGUGGCUAACGAUGAAAACAAAUCGCCCAUUAUUAAAGUUCCUAUGGAACAAGUGGCUCCAGAUGUUAAGGAUGAUAAGCCCAAAAUUCCUAAGGUGCAACCUCCAGCUCCUGGAGAGCCACCUAAAAUUGAAGUCAUUCGCGAGAAGAGGCCUUCAUUAGCCCCUGAACCACAAAGUAGAAGAGGCUCAUUGGUACCACCCGAAACUGGUCGUCGCCCGUCAUUAAUUAUUAAUGAUGAGAAGAAACUACGUCCGGGAGAAGUUAUGGACACAAGGUUAUUGAGACCUGGAGAAGUUGGUGACGGACAGAAAAACAAACCACGUCCCGGCGAAAUGGGUGAUUCUAAACAGAGACGUCGCACGUCCAUCGAUGUACGUCGUCCCAGUGUUCAGGAUCUUGAAGAUCUCAUUAAUAAGCCGUCAACUCCAUUGCGCGAUAUCGGUGAUGGCGGACCACCCACAAUUAUCGAUGUACAGGAAUCAUAUUCCGUUGUUGAAGAUUCGACUGCCUACAUGACAGUAGGAAUAGAAGGUAAUCCAGCACCAACGUUUAAAUUCUACAAAGGUAUUAGUGAAAUCCUCGAAGGUGGUCGUUUCAAAUUUUUGACCGAUGGUCAAACAAAUACCAUUACAUUAUGUAUGCGUAAAUGUAAGCCUAAUGAUGAGGGAAAAUAUAAAGUUGUGGUAUCAAAUAUACAUGGCGAGGAUUCAGCCGAAAUGCAAUUAUUUGUAUCUGAUUCAAGCGGCAUGGAUUUCCGUGCCAUGUUAAAGAAACGUCGUUAUCAAAAAUGGGACAAAGAUCAAGAAGAUCCCAAUUGGGGUGAACUUAAAGAAACCGAAAAACCAAUGCCUGCUCUUAAGAAAGUCGAAAGGAAACAAGAGUCGUUCUUAAGUCCAUUGAUUGAUCAGUUUGCAAAAGAAGGAAAGGAUAAGAAGGUUGUUUUUGAAGCUCGUUUCAGCAAACCCAACUGUAAACCUAAAUGGUUGUUCCGCAAGGAUGAAUGCUUCCCCGGCAGUAAAUUCAAAUUCAAGAAUGAAAAUGAUACAUACCAACUGAUUAUUACCGCACCUAAAGUUGAAGAUACAGGCAAGUAUACUAUUGAAAUCGGCGGUGUUUCGAGUACGGCUUUCCUUAAUGUGGAAGAAGCUGAUCCUAGCUACACUUUCACUAAACCUCUGAAAAAGAAACUUGAAGGUUAUACAGAACACGAAACAACGUUAGAAUGUUCGGUUAGCAGCAGCAUGGCCAAUGUAUCAUGGUUUAAAGACGGCAAAAAGAUCGAAUCUGAUGAUCCUCGUUAUCUUAUCUCGAAAGAUAUCAAUGGUAAUCUGAAGCUGAUAAUUAAAGAUUCUUUAUUGGAAGACACCGGUCACUACACUUGUCAAUUGGACAGACAACCGGACAAAACCGAAUGCAAACUUAAAAUUGUCGAGUACCCAUAUAAAUUCGUAAAGGUUUUGAAGUCUCAACAAUGCAUCGAAAAGGAUACCGUCACCUUGGCCUGUGAAAUUGAUGAUGCUCAGGGUGAAGUGAAAUGGUGGCGUAACGAUGAAGAAAUUAAGCCGGACAAACGUAUACAAAUCGUUAAAGACGGACGCAAACGUAAACUUAUCCUUAAAGACUGCAAAGUUACCGAUGCCGGCAUGUUUAAAUGUACCACGAAUGCCGACAAAACUGAAGCCGAAAUCAUCAUUAACUAUCAAAAUCGCUUCAACAAGAAACUUAAGGACACCGAUGCCGUGGAACGCGAGAAAUUGGUACUCGAUGUUGAAUUGCAAGAUCAGACAGCACCAUGUGACUGGAAAUUCAAUGGCGAGCCAAUUGUUCCCAGUGAUCGCAUUGAGAUUAAAAAUUUGGGUGGUGGCAAACAUCAACUAGUAUUCAAUAAUUUAGAAUUGGCUGAUGAGGGUGAGAUCACUUGUGAAUCUGGUCAAUUGAAGUCAAGCUGUAAGCUUACUGUACGUAAAGGAGAAAGUAAGCCUAAUAUCGACUGUCCCGAUGAGUUUGCUGGUCCGAUUAGUGCACCCGUUGUAUUGGAAGUACCAUACAAAGUUAACGGUACUAAACAAACACCAGUCGAGGCCAAGCUUUUGAAGAAUGGAAAGCCUUUGGCUGUGAAAGAUGUAGAGGUUGCUAUUACGGAUGAUAAAAUCACCUUCAAAAUUAAGAAACCUACACGAGACAUGUCCGGCCCCUAUCAAAUCAAGUUAUCUAAUGGCCAGGGUGAUGACAUUAAGGAUGUAAAUGUAAUUUGCCAGGAUGUACCUCAACCACCGCGCGAUGUUGAUGUCACAGACAUAUACCAAACGUCAUGCAAAGUAGUUUUCAAGCCACCUGAGGAUGAUGGUGGAUCGCCAAUUGUAAAAUAUAUUGUGGAAAGACAAGACAUUAGUAAGAAGCAAGGUUGGGAACCUGUAGCUGAAGUAUUGCAGGGUGAACCGUGCUCAAAGAGCAUCGAAGACUUGGUACCGAAAAAACAAUACAGAUUCCGUAUUCGUGCUGUCAAUAAGAUCGGUCCUUCUGAUCCAGCUACAUUUAAGAAUACUAUUCUUGCAAAGGAUCCAUGGGAUGAGCCUGGCAAACCUAAAGAUGUAGAUUUAACUGACUGGGAUAAAGAUCAUGCUGAUCUUAAAUGGGAAGCUCCUGAAAGCGAUGGUGGAGACCCCAUUACUUCAUACAUUAUUGAGUACAAAGAAAAGUUCUCAAACGAUUGGGUUGCAGGUAAAGAGGUGCCCGGCAAUGCUCGCGCGGGUACUGUAGAUGGACUUAAAGAAGGACAACAGUACGAAUUCCGAGUCCGUGCUGUUAAUAGGGCCGGUCCAGGUGAACCUAGCGACAAGACAAAGGCUAUUAUCGCGAAAUGCCGUUUUGUCAAGCCAUUCUUAGUGGGCGACGGUCUUAAGAAUAUUACAGUAAAGAAGGGACAAACAGUGCGCUAUGACAUAAAAUACGAUGGAGAACCUGAACCUAAAGCUACUUGGUUCAAAGGUGAUAAAGAGUUGGUAUUCGACAACCAACGUAUAGUUUUGGAGCAACUUGAACGAAACUCCUCGAUCACCAUCAAGAAAGCUGUGCGCAAAGAUACCAGCAAAUAUAAACUGGUUUUAUCUAAUAGUUCUGGAACUAUUGAGUCAGAAGCACAAGUUAUCGUUUUAGACCGUCCUCUAGCCCCUGGUGGUCCAUUUGAACCUGAAGAAGUGCGUGCCGAUCACAUCAAAAUGAAAUGGAGACGUCCAGAAGACGAUGGUGGUUGUGAAAUUACCGGCUAUGCAUUAGAACGUAUGGAUGAAGAAACUGGACGUUGGAUACCAGCAGGAGAAGUCGGUCCCGAUGAAACCUCAUUUAAUUUCAAGGGACUUACACCUGGUAAAAAAUAUAAAUUCCGUGUUAAAGCCAUCAACAAAGAAGGUGAAUCAGAACCUUUGGAAACGUCUGAUUCUAUUUUGGCAAAGAACCCCUACGAUCCACCAAGUGCACCCGGUAAACCAGUUAUUGAUGACUACGAUAAUAAGAGCGUUACACUAAAGUGGAAAAUACCUCCCUCCGACGGUGGUAGACCAAUUCUACACUAUGUCAUAGAACAAAAGGAUAAAUUUUCACCCACCUGGACCGAAGUGGCUAAAACUGAAAACGCUUCUCCCACCUGCAAAGUGGAGGGCUUGAAGGAAAAAAUGGUUUAUCAGUUCCGUGUACGUGCUGUUAACAAGGCAGGACCAUCAGAGCCAUCCGAACCUACAGAUAACCAUUUGUGCAAACACAAGAACCUGAAACCUCAAAUUGAUCGAUCAACAUUCAAGCGUGUCACAAUCAAGACUGGGCGCACCCAUAAAUGGUCUGUGGAUGUUAUUGGUGAGCCUGUACCAACAUUAAAUUGGAGUUGGCGAGAUAACAUCCCACUGACCACUGGUGAUCGUAUUAAGAUUGAAAAUGUCGAUUAUCAUACCGAUUUCAUUAUUUCGAAUGUCGUUCGUAAGGAUACUGGUAUGUAUACAUUAAAAGCAGAAAAUCGCAAUGGUGUUGACACUGAGACUGUGGAAUUAUUGGUUUUGGGUAAACCAACCUCGCCUAAGGGUCCACUUGCCGUCAGCGAUGUCACUGCCACCGGUUGCAAAUUGCAAUGGAAGAAACCUGAAGAUGAUGGGGGUGUACCAAUUAAGGAGUAUGUUGUUGAAAAAAUGGAUACAGCUACUGGCAAGUGGGUGCGCGUCGGUCGUUCUCCUGGUGAGAAAGAACCUCCCAGUUUUGAUGUGACUGGCCUGAAUCCGGGCUCCGAGUAUAUGUUCCGCGUCUCUGCAGUCAACGAGGAAGGCGAAUCGGAACCACUUACUACCUUGGUGGGUGUAGUUGCUAAGGAUCCCUAUGACGAACCUAACAAACCAGGUACUCCUGAGGUAACAGACUACGAUAACCAGAGUGUCUCUCUUAAAUGGACUGCACCAAAUAAUGACGGUGGUGCACCGAUUGAGAAAUAUAUUAUUGAAAAGAAGGACAAAAAUAAGCCUGACUGGGAGAAGGCUAUUGAGGUACCUGGUGAUCAGUUAGAGGCAACCGUUGCUGGUCUUCAAGAAUAUGGAGAAUAUCAAUUCCGUGUAGUUGCAGUUAAUAAGGCAGGUCCAUCGGCACCAUCAGAUGCCAGUAAAAUGCAAAUUGUCAAAUACAAGAAACUUAAACCCCGUAUUGAUCGUACCAACCUUAAACCACUACUUAUUCGUGCUGGCAAACCAAUUAAAUAUGAUGUUAAUGUGCGUGGUGAACCAGCACCCACAAUUACAUGGUAUCAAAAUGAUAAGGAGUUAAAACCUGAGGAAGUACCAAGCAAUUGUGAAAUCAAGAAUGUACCUUACAACACGAAAAUAUCAAUUAUUGAUGCUGUGCGUCAACAUACCGGUAUAUACAAAAUUCGGGCUGUUAACGAACACGGAGAGGAUGAAGCGACGGUGGAAGUUAAUGUUUUGGGAGCUCCUGGAAAGCCGAAAGGUCCCCUGGAAGUCAGUAACAUUACCAAAGAUAGCUGUAAACUUAAGUGGAAGAAGCCCGAUGAUGAUGGUGGCAAACCCAUUACCGCCUACCAAGUCGAGAAGUUUGAUAAAAAGCAAGGUCGUUGGGUGCCAGUCGGUCGUACGUCUGGCAAUGAUACCGAAAUCGAUGUCAAGGGCCUCCAAGAAGGCCAUGAAUAUCAGUUCCGGGUCAAGGCCAUCAACGAGGAAGGUGAAUCAGAACCUUUGGAGACCGAUGGCAGCAUCAUUGCUAAAAACCCUUAUGAUGCUGCUAGCAAACCUGGUACACCAAAGAUCGAUGAUUAUAAUGAACAUAUGGUUAAGCUUGUUUGGGAGCCACCUAAAGACAAUGGAGGUGCACCCAUAACAGGUUACAUUAUUGAAAAGAAGGACAAAUACUCUCCAAUCUGGGAUGAAGUACUAACAACAGAAAGUCCACUUCCUGAGGCAACAGUUGAAGGUUUGAUUGAAGGCAAUGUUUAUCAAUUCCGUGUUAGGGCUGUCAACAAGGCUGGUCCUAGCGAACCUAGUGACGCCACUGAACCACAUCUAGCGAAACCGAGAAACUUAAAACCAUGCAUUAAUCGGGAAAAGAUGAAACCCGUCAAGGUCCGCGCAGGCCAAACAGUGAAAUUCGAUGUCGAUGUUAAGGGAGAGCCGGCACCCACUUUAACUUGGUUCUUUAAAGAACAAGACUUAAUUCCCACUGGACAGUCUCGCAUUGAAAAUGAGGACUAUAAUACCAAGCUAGUUAUUAUGGACAGUUCCAGAAAGGAUACCGGUGUUUAUAAACUUAAAGCUGAGAAUAUUAAUGGUGUCGACGAAGCUGAAGUGGAAGUUAUAAUUUUAGACAAGCCAUCGAAACCAGAAGGACCAUUAGAAGUUAGUGACGUCCACAAGGAGGGUUGUAAACUCAAAUGGAAGAAACCUAAAGAUGAUGGUGGUGUACCUCUUACUGGUUAUGUAAUUGAAAAAUUAGAUACCGCUGUUGGGCGCUGGGUACCUGCCGGUACAGUUGAUCCCGAAAAGACUGAACAAGAAAUCAAGGGUUUGGAACCAAACCACAGAUACCAAUUCCGUGUUAAGGCAGUUAAUGAAGAAGGUGAAUCCGAACCAUUGGAAACGGAUUCGGCUAUCGUUGCCAAGAAUCCAUUCGAUGUUUCUGCACCACCUGGUCUACCAGAAUUCGAAGACUGGGAUGAACACCAUGUCAAGCUGAAGUGGGAACCACCAAUUCGUGAUGGUGGUGCUCCUGUUACUAGUUACAUAAUUGAAGUUAUGGACAAGGAUUCCGGCGAGUUUGUUAAGGCCGCUGAAACUGAUGGACCAGUUUGCAAGGGUGUUGUCAAAAAACUAGAAGAGGGCCAACAAUAUAAAUUCCGUGUCAGAGCAGUCAACAAGGCUGGUCCCUCCGAGCCUUCUGAGCAAACGAAUUGGCAUAUUGCCAAACCACGUUUCCUUAAACCACAUAUCGAUCGUACUAAUCUAAAACCAGUCAUUGUUAAAGUGGGUCUUUCUAUUAGCUUGGACAUUAACAUUAAAGGUGAGCCAGCACCUAAAGUAGAAUGGUCUUUCAGAGAUCAACCCUUGGUGUCCGACGAAGAAGGCAUUAAAAUUGAUAAUGUCGACUAUAACACCAAAUUUUUCGUUAUGCGUGCUAAACGUCCAAUGUCUGGCAAAUACACAAUUAAAGCUAGCAAUGAAGUGGGCGAAGAUGUUGCUGAACUAGAUGUCACCGUAUUAGGAAAGCCUGGAAAGCCUAAAGGUCCUUUACAAGUCAAUGACAUUACUAAGCACGGUUGCAAACUUAAAUGGGAGAAACCUGAAGAUGAUGGCGGUGCUCCCAUUGAUUACUACGAAAUUGAAAAACUUGAUCCACAUACUGGUCAAUGGUUGCCUUGUGGUAAAAGCACAGAACCCGAAGCUAAAGUCAUUGGACUGAGCGAAGGUAAACCAUACAAGUUCCGUGUAAGAGCCGUAAACAAGGAAGGCGAAUCUGAGGAUUUGGAAACUGAAAAGCCUAUAAUUGCUAAAAAUCCAUUCGAUGAGCCAGAUAAGCCGGGACGUCCAGAACCCACUAACUGGGAUAAAGAUUUUGUGGAUUUGGCAUGGGAUCCACCAAAAAGUGAUGGUGGUGCACCCAUACAGAAAUAUAUUAUACAAAUGCGCGAUAAAUCAGGUAGAUCUUGGGUGGAUGCUGCUACUGUUCCGGGAGAUCACACUAAGGGUACAGUAACCAAUGUUGAAGAAGGUCAUGAAUACGAGUUCCGUAUAGUUGCGGUUAAUAAAGCAGGUCCGAGUGAACCUAGUGAUGUUUCAAAAUCUGUUGUGGCUAAACCUCGUUUUCUUAAACCCCAUAUCGACCGCAAAAACUUACAAAAGAAAACAUUACGCAGCGGUCAAAUGUUGCAUAUGGAAGCAGCUGUUAAAGGUGAACCACCAGCAAAGGUUACCUGGACUUACAAUGCCGAAGUUCUUAAAACUAACGAUAGAAUAAAAAUUGAAAAUGAAGAUUAUAAAACAACAUUUAUAAUGCCAAAAGUUAAACGUUCCGAUAAGGGCAUUUACAUCGUUAUGGCUAAAAAUGAUUCCGGAACUGAUACUGUUGAAGUUGAGUUGGAAGUUUUGUGUAAACCCAGCAAGCCUAAAGGUCCUUUGGCUGUUUCCGAUGUGACAGCAGAAAGUGUUCAUUUGAAAUGGGAUAAACCAGACGAUGAUGGCGGUGAACCUAUUGAACAUUAUGUGGUUGAGCGUAUGGACACAGAAACUGGACGUUGGGUUCCAGUACUAACCACAAAGUCUCCGGAAGCCGAUGUGACUGGCCUUACCGAGGGUAAGGAAUAUUUGUUCCGUGUUAAAGCUGUCAAUGCUGAAGGCGAAUCUGAGCCAUUGGUUACAGAUAUUCCUACUACAGCUAAAAAUCCAUAUGAUCCAGCUGAUACUCCCGGAAAACCUCAAAUUGUCGACUGGUCUAGUAAUCAUGCUGACUUGAAGUGGCGUGCUCCCGAAGAUGACGGUGGAGCUCCUAUUACCGGUUAUAUAGUCGAAAAGAAAGAUAAUAAUACUGGCAAGUGGCAAAAAGUUUUAGAGACCAAUACGCCUGAGCCAAAGGCUCGCGUCAAUGAUUUAAUUGAGGGCACAAAAUACCAAUUCCGUGUCAAGGCUGUUAACAAAGCUGGUCAAAGUAAACCUUCAGAACCUUCAGAUCAAAUGAUUGCUAAAGACAGAUUUGCUCCUCCCAAAAUCGAUCGCACAAACAUUAAGGAUAUUACAGUUAAGGCUGGCAACCAUGUGAGAUACGACAUUAAAGUAUCAGGAGAACCACCAGCAACAAAGACUUGGUUCCACAAUAAAGCACGUCUGGAAGGCGAUGAAGUUACUAUUGAUUUAGAACCAUACCGCACUAAACUUGCAAUACCCUUUGCCAAACGUUCCCAUACUGGCAAAUAUACCAUUAAGGCUGAAAAUGAAUCUGGCCACGAUGAAGCUUCAUUUGAAGUUACUGUCCUUGAUAGACCUGGUCAGCCAGAAGGACCUCUUCGUAUAUCAGAUGUACAUAAGGAAGGUUGUAAGCUUAAAUGGAAUCCUCCAUUGGACGAUGGUGGUUUACCUAUUGAACACUAUAUUGUUGAGAAAAUGGAUGUGGAAACUGGCCGUUGGUUACCAUCAGGACGCUUUAAGGAACCAUUUGCUGAAUUGAAUAAUUUGGUGCCUGGCCAGGAGUAUAAAUUCCGUGUUCUGGCUGUUAACACUGAAGGUGAAUCGGAGCCUUUGAAUGGUGAUAAAUCUAUUAUUGCUAAAAAUCCAUUCGAUGAACCCGGUAAACCUGGUACACCAGAGGCAGUUGACUGGGAUAAGGAUCAUGUAGAUCUUGUUUGGAAACCACCGCUCAACGACGGUGGUUCUCCUAUAACUGGCUACACUGUUGAAAAACGUGAAAAGGGUACAGAUAAAUGGAUUAAGGCUACUGAAAUUUCGGCACCAUUACCAGGUGAUGAGUGCAAAGCCACUGUACCUAAUUUGGAUGAAAACUGUGAAUACGAAUUUAGAGUUAAAGCUAUAAAUGCUGCAGGGCCUGGAGAACCCUCUGAUGCCAGCAAGACGGUUAUAACAAAACCAAGAAAACUCGCUCCCAAAAUCGAUCGCCGCAAUAUCCGCACUUACAAUGUAAAAGCUGGAGAACCUAUUUGUUUGGAUAUUCAGGUAUCCGGUGAACCAGCUCCUGAUGUUGUUUGGUCUCAAAGUGGAAAAUCCAUUCAACAAACUUCAUCUCGUCGCAUUGACAAUAUUCCGUACAAUACUAAAUACAUCAAUGGAAGUCCAGAACGUAAAGAUACUGGUCUAUAUAAGAUUGUAGCUACUAACAAAUAUGGUCAAGAUCAAGUUGAAUUUCAAAUAAACAUUAUAACAAAACCUGCCAAACCAGAGGGUCCUUUGGAAGUUUCGGAUAUUCACAAAGAAGGUUGCAAAUUGAAAUGGAAAAAACCCAAGGACGAUGGUGGUGAGCCUAUUGAUGGAUAUGUCAUUGAAAAGUUCGAUCCAGAUACCGGUAUUUGGUUGCCUUGUGGAAAGAGUGAUGUACCUGAAUUUGAAGUUGAUGGCUUAACUCCAGGACACGAAUACAAAUUCCGUGUUAAAGCUGUUAAUAAAGAAGGUGAAUCAGAACCUCUAGAAACAUUUGGAACAAUCGUUGCUAAAGAUCCCUUCACAACACCAUCUAAGCCUGGAGCACCUGAACCUACAGACUGGACGGCGAAUAAAGUUGAUUUGGCCUGGCCAGAACCUGCUAGUGAUGGCGGUUCACCAAUCACUGGUUAUAUAGUAGAGAAGAAGGACAAAUAUAGUCCAAUGUGGGAGAAAGCUCUUGAAACUGAUUCUCCAGCACCCUUGGCAACAAUAAAUGGUCUGAUUGAAGGAAAUGAGUAUCAAUUCCGUAUUAUAGCUGUCAACAAAGCUGGUCAAUCUGAACCCUCUGAUGCCGGUAAAACAUUUGUAGCCAAACCUCGUUAUUUGGCACCUAAGAUUGAUAGACGUAAUUUAAGAGAUGUAACAAUUUCUGCUGGUUCCACUUUGAAAUUAGAUGCCAACAUUGUGGGCGAGCCUGCUCCCAAAGUGGAAUGGAGAUUUUCUAAUUGUCCCUUGACAACAGGCAAAAACGUCACUAUUGAUUCUCCCGACUACUAUACGAAAUUAGUCAUUCGUCCCGCUCAGCGCGCCGAUUCAGGCGAAUAUGUUGUUACGGCUACAAAUAGCUCCGGCAAAGAUACAGUUCAAAUUAAUGUAGUGGUAACAGACAAACCAACUGCCCCUAAAGGUCCUCUACAAAUUUCUGAUGUUCACAAAGAAGGCUGUCAUCUAAAAUGGAAACGGCCACAAGAUGAUGGCGGCACUCCUAUUGAAUAUUUCCAAAUUGAUAAACUGGACCCUGAAAGUGGAUGCUGGAUACCUUGUUGCCGUUCUACGGAACCUCAAGCCGAUGUCACAGGCCUCAAUCCUGGAGGUGAAUACAAAUUCCGUGUUUCUGCUGUCAAUGCUGAAGGAGAAUCAGAACCUUUAGUAGGCGAUGAAUCCAUUAUUGCCAAAAAUCCCUUCGAUGAACCUGGCAAGCCAGAAAACCUUCGACCUACCGAUUGGGAUAAAGACCAUAUUGACUUGGCCUGGACAGCUCCCUUUAACGAUGGUGGAUCUCCUAUUACAGGUUAUAUUGUAGAAAAGAAGGAUAAAUAUGGUAAAUGGGAGAAAGCCGCUGAAGUGCCUGCUGAUCAAACCAAGGCCACAGUACCUGAUUUAGUAGAAGGCCAGGCUUACGAAUUCCGUGUUUCGGCUGUAAAUGCCGCUGGUCCUGGUGAACCAUCAGAUGCUACCCAACCCAUUGUAGCUAAACCUCGUAAUAAGGCACCUCUUAUUGAUCGCACUAAUCUCAUCGAGGUUCGCAUUAAAGCAGGACAGGCCUUUACAUUUGACUGCAAGGUGUCAGGUGAACCUGCACCCAAAACCAAGUGGUUGCUUAAAAAACGUGAAGUUUACACUAAAGAUAAUGUGAAAGUUACACAUGUUGAUUAUAACACCAAACUGAAGGUAUCUAACGCUACACGUGCUGAUUCAGGAGUAUAUACCGUACAUGCUGAAAACAUGAGUGGAGAAGAUAGUGCCGAUGUCAAAGUCACUGUAAUUGACAAGCCUUCACCUCCCAAUGGCCCCUUGAAGGUGGAUAAUGUUCAUGCUGAAGGUUGCUCAUUACACUGGAAUCCUCCAGAUGAUGAUGGCGGGCAACCAAUUGAAAACUAUGUAAUUGAAAAGUUGGACGAAAUUACUGGACGUUGGGUUCCAGCUGGUGAAACUGAUGGUCCUACUACUAAUUUCGAUGUUAAAGGUCUUACCCCAGGCCACAAAUACAAAUUCCGUGUACGUGCUAAGAACCGUCAAGGAACCUCUGAUCCGUUGACUACUCCUCAUGCCACUGAAGCCAAAAAUCCCUAUGGAGAACCCACAAAACCUGGAACACCAGAAAUCAAAGACUUUGACAAAGACUUUGUGGACUUGGAAUGGUCUCGUCCCGAGAGUGAUGGUGGCUCGCCUAUUACAGGCUAUGUAAUUGAGAAGCGCGAUAAGUAUUCUCCAAACUGGGAACCUUGUGCAGAAGUUGAAGGUGAUGUCACAUCGGGUCAUGUUCCUGAUUUGGUCGAAGGUGUUAAAUAUGAAUUCCGUGUACGUGCUGUUAAUAAAGCUGGGCCAGGAGAACCUAGUGAUGCUUCACUAUCUCAUGUUGCACGUCCUAAGAAUUUACCGCCAAAGAUUGAUCGUAACUUUAUGCUUGAUAUUAAAGUACGUGCUGGUAAUACAUUUGAAUUUGAUGUACCUGUAAUUGGUGAACCUGUUCCUGCAAAGGAAUGGUCACAUGAAGGCAAUAUUGUUAUUAACACUGAUCGUGUUAAGCUGGUCAAUGAAGACUACCGCACAAAACUUCGCGUAGUCGAUGCUAAGCGUGCCGAUACUGGAGAAUACACAUUAGUAGCUCGCAAUAUUAAUGGCGUGGACAAAGCUACAGUUAAAGUUACUGUUUUGGAUGUACCGUCGGCUCCUGAGGGACCUCUACGUCCUGAUGAAGUCACCAAGAACUCCAUUACUUUACGUUGGCGUCCACCUAAAGAUGACGGUGGUUCAGAAAUUACACACUAUGUCGUGGAAAAAAUGGAUACUGAUGCCAUGAGAUGGGUACCAGUAGGUGAUUGUGCUGAUUGCGAAAUUCGUGCUGAGAAUCUAAUCGAAGGACAUGACUACAAUUUCCGCGUACGUGCCGUUAACAAACAAGGCCAAUCACAACCUCUCGUAACCACCCAAGCCAUUACGGCCAAGGAUCCCUUCUCACGACCUGACAAACCUGGACAACCCCAGGCAGUUGAUUGGGGUAAAAACUUUGUCGAUCUGGAAUGGCCAGCUCCUAAACGUGAUGGUGGAUCCCCCAUUACUGGUUACAUCAUAGAGAAGCGUCCUAAAUUCGGGCAAUGGGAGAAAGCUUUGGACGUUCCUGGAGGUGAAACAAAAGCUCAUAUUCCUGAUUUAACUGAAGGUCAAGAGUAUGAAUUCCGAGUAGUUGCAGUUAACCGUGGUGGUCACAGUGACCCAUCUGAUCCUACAAUGCCAGUAAUUUGUAAACCUCGAUUUUUGGCACCCUACUUUGAUAAGUCUUUGCUUAACGACAUUACAGUUCAUGCUGGAAAGAGCCUCGGUUGGUCACUGCCUAUUGAAGCAUCUCCAAGACCAACAAUUAAGUGGUUGUUUAAUGGCAAGGAAAUUGAACCUUCGCCACGUGUCGAUAUGAACUUAUUCCAAAACGAAUUAACAUUCGAAAUUUCAAGUGCGUUGCGUUCCGAUGAAGGUAGAUAUACCCUGGUUUUGAAAAACGAACACGGAUCAUUUGACGCUACUGCUCACGCAACAGUAUUGGAUCGUCCUAGCCCACCAAUUGGUCCUUUGGAUAUCACUAAAAUUACUCGAGAUGGUUGUCAUCUUACCUGGCAAGUGCCCGAAGAUGAUGGUGGUUCACCUAUUUUACACUAUAUUAUUGAAAAAAUGGACUUGUCACGCGGUACUUGGUCUGACGCUGGUAUGAGCACACACCCAGUACAUGAUGUGACACGCCUUACACAUCGCAAAGAAUAUUUGUUCCGUGUCAAAGCAGUAAAUGCUAUUGGAGAAUCCGAACCUUUGGAAGCUGCCAAGAGUAUUAUCGCCAAAAAUGAAUUCGAUGAACCAGAUGCACCUGGCAAGCCCGUCGUCACUGACUGGGAUCGUGAUCACGUUGACUUGCAAUGGGCUGAGCCCAAGUCGGAUGGUGGUUCUCCCAUCACAGAGUAUAUUAUACAAAAGAAAGAAAAGGGUAGUCCCUACUGGGUUAAUGUGGUUCAUGCCCCUGCAAACAAAACAUCGGCGACAGUUCCAGAUUUAACAGAAGGACAAGAGUAUGAAUUCCGUGUCAUUGCUGUAAAUCAAGCUGGCCAAUCAGAACCUUCCGAACCUUCGGAUAUGAUCACAGCCAAGGCUAGAUAUUUGGCUCCUAAAAUUAUUACGCCCUUGCAUGAUAUACGCAUUAAAGCGGGUCUUAUUUUCCAUAUUGAUAUCAAUUUCAUUGGUGAACCAGCGCCCGAAGUUAUUUGGAACCUCAACAGCAAACCUUUGACAAAUAAUGAACGCUCUACCAUAACUUCGAUUGGCUACCAUACAGUUGUUCACACUGUCAAUUGUCAGCGUAGUGAUUCUGGUCGCUAUCAUUUGCUCUUACGUAACGAUUCAGGCAUUGAUGAAGGAAGCUUUGAAUUGGUUGUACUUGAUCGCCCUGGACCACCAGUUGGUCCUCUGGAGUAUGAAGAAAUUACUGCAAAUUCUGUAACAGUUUCGUGGAAACCUCCUAAAGACAAUGGAGGUUCAGAAAUUUCUGCUUAUGUUAUUGAAAAACGUGACUUGACUCACGGUGGUGGCUGGGUGCCAGCAGUGACCUAUGUUAAUGCCAAAUACAAUCAUGCCGUUGUGCCACGACUCUUGGAAGGUACACAAUAUGAAUUCCGCGUAAUGGCAGAAAACUUGCAGGGACGUUCUGAUCCUCUGACAUCGGAAGAACCAGUAAUUGCCAAGAAUCAAUACACAGUACCUGGAGCUCCUAGCAAGCCAGAGCUGACCGAAAGUGAUAAGGAUCAUAUUUCUAUUAAAUGGAAGGCCCCUAUUAGUAAUGGAGGUUCUCCUGUCAUUGGCUAUGACAUUGAAAGACGUGACGUUGCCACUGGUCGCUGGCUUAAGAUUAAUGCUGAACCUGUUCCUAACACCGAAUACACAGAUGAUCGCGUUACUUUCGAUCACCAAUAUCAAUACCGCGUGUCUGCUGUAAAUGCAGCUGGUAAUGGUAAACACUCAGAACCCUCCAAUGUAUUGACUGCUAAAUCAAUGCGCGAAAAACCACGUUUGCAUUUGGAUGGUUUAAUCGGCCGCAAGAUUAAGGUGCGUGCUGGUGAACCCGUGAAUGUUAAUAUACCCAUUUCGGGAGCUCCCACACCCACAAUUGAAUGGAAGCGUGGAAGUGUUAGAGUACCUGAAAAUAACCGAUACUCAUUUAGUACAAAUUCGGAACGUACUAUCUUCCGCAUCGACGAUACCACCAGAGACGAUGCUGCUGUUUACAAUAUUACGGCAUCAAAUGAAUUCGGAAAAGAUUCCGCAGAUAUCGAAAUCAUAGUUGUUGAUAAGCCCACUCCACCUGAAGGACCAUUGACUUACACUGAAACUGCUCCUGAUCACAUCUCCCUUUCGUGGAACCCUCCCAAAGAUAAUGGAGGAAGUGAUAUUACUGGCUACGUUAUUGAACUAAGUGAAUUUGGUUCUGAUAACUGGCGCCCUGUACCAGGCUAUUGUCCUAAAACUAGCUAUACGGUGAAGGGUCUGACAGAGGGCAAGAAAUAUGUAUUCCGAGUUAGAGCAGAAAAUAUAUAUGGCCUAUCUGAACCAUUAGAAGGUAAACCCAUUGUUGCGAAAUCGCCAUUUGAUCCCCCAGAUGCUCCAAGUCAGCCAAAGGUUGUCGCCUAUUCACCAACAUCAGCCAGUUUGGAAUGGCAUCCACCAGAGUAUUGCGGGGGUAAACCUAUCACUGGUUAUAUAGUUGAACGUCGUGAACGUGGAGGGGAAUGGAUCAAAUGCAACAACUAUCCAACACCAAAUACCAGCUAUACCGUACCUGACUUACACGAAGGCGGACGUUAUGAGUUCCGCGUUUUGGCUGUUAAUGAGGCCGGACCUGGUAAACCAUCCAAGCCUUCGGAACCUAUUACGGCUGAAUUACAAAGAUACAAACCUGAUCCACCAGAGCCACCAAAGGCAGAUCGUAUAACUAAGGAUAGUGUUACCUUGUCAUGGCGUCCUCCUAGAAAUGAUGGUAAAUCUAAAAUCAAGGGCUAUUUCUUGGAAAUUAAACCUAAAAAUUCUAAGAACUGGGAACCAGUUAACGAAUUGCCUAUAAAUAAUACCGUACAUACCAUACCAAACCUAAAGGAAGGUGAAGAAUAUACUUUCCGCGUCUCUGCUGUUAAUGAAGUUGGUCGCUCAGAUCCUUCAAAACCUUCACAACCAAUUGUUAUUGAAGAACAAGCCAACAAACCAUGCAUGGAUCUAGGAGGCGUUCGCGAUAUUGUUUGUCGUGCUGGUGAGGACUUUAGCAUUCACGUUCCUUAUGUAGGCUUCCCUCGACCAACCGCUCAUUGGUAUGCUAACGAUAUAGUGUUAGAGGAUGAUGGUCAACGUAUGUUCCAACGUUUAACAGAUGAUUCGGCUUCAUUUAUUGUAAAAAAUUCUAAACGCUCCGACUCUGGACAAUACAGACUGCAGCUGAAAAAUCCGUCUGGUUUUGAUACCGCUACUAUAAAUGUUAAGGUUCUAGAUCGUCCAAAACCACCCACCAAUUUGUGUGCUGACGAAUUCGCUGGUGAUGCUCUUACAUUAUAUUGGACACCACCUAAAGAUGAUGGAGGUUCACCAAUCACUAACUACAUUAUUGAAAAGAAAGAAGCCCACUCAUCAACUUGGUCAAAGGUUAGCAGUUACUGCACUGUACCUUUCGUACGUAUACGUAAUUUAACGAUAGGCAAGGAAUACGAUUUCCGUGUAAUUGCUGAAAAUAAAUAUGGACAAUCUGAUCCAGCAACUACAGAUGAACAUAUUCGCGCCAGACAUCCCUUCGAUGUUCCUAAUGCCCCAGGCGUGCCUCGUGGUAUUGAUUCCUCCGAAGAUAGCAUUACAAUUACAUGGACUAAACCUAGACACGAUGGUGGCUCUCCCAUUACUGGUUAUGUUAUAGAAAAACGCUUGAUCAGUGAAGAAAAGUGGACUAAAGCUAUACAAUCAUUGUAUCCCAGUUUGACAUGUAAAAUUCCCAACCUUAUUGAAAAUGCUGAAUAUGAGUUUAGAGUAGCUGCAGUAAAUGCUGCUGGUCAAUCACCAUAUAGCGCUUCAAGUGAUCCUAUAUUCUGCCGCCGACCACCACAUGCACCAAAGAUUACUUCUGAUCUCUCAAUACGUGAUAUGACUGUAAUUGCUGGUGAAGAAUUCCGUAUAACUGUGCCUUAUCAUGCCAAUCCACGGCCUACUUCAGCAUGGACUAUUAACAACCAAGAAGUUUUGCAAGACGAUCGUAUCAAAUUCGAGACUACAGAUUACAGUUCUGUCUAUCACAACAAGUGCGCUAAGCGCUCAGAGACUGGAUCGUACACCAUUACUCUCACCAACAACAAGGGUUCUGAUUCUGCUUCUUGCUAUGUAACGGUUGUCGAUAAACCAGGCAUUCCUCAAGGACCUUUGAUGGCCUCAGACAUUACACCCGAUACCUGCACACUGUCUUGGAAGACUCCAUUAGAUGAUGGCGGAUCACCGAUUACCAACUAUGUGGUCGAAAAACUUGAUAACAGCGGCACCUGGGUAAAAGUUAGUAGUUUUGUGCGUAAUAUUCACUACGAUGUAAUGGGCUUGGAACCAAAUCACAAGUAUCACUUCCGUGUACGCGCUGAAAAUCAAUAUGGUCUCUCCGAACCCCUGGAAAUGGAAGAUCCUAUAACAGCAAAAUACCAAUUUACCGUUCCUGAUGCUCCAGGUCAACCUAAAGUUAUAGACUGGGACUCAGGCAAUGUCACAUUGAUCUGGACUCGUCCAAGCAGUGAUGGUGGUUCCCGCAUCCAAGGCUACCAAAUUGAAUACCGAGACGUUGUGAAUGACUCCGCUUGGAAUACCUAUGAAUUUUUGAUUAAAGACACCAAAUAUCAGCUAUACAAUCUAACAAAUGGCUGUGAAUACGAAUUCAGAGUUAAAGCUAAAAAUGCUGCUGGUUUCAGUAAACCCUCAGCUCCUUCCACACGCUUUAAACUUAAGGGUAAGUUCACGGUUCCUUCACCACCUGGUACGCCUCAAGUUGUUAAAGUAGGCAAAAACUACGUUGACCUCAAAUGGGAGAAACCACUCAGCGAUGGAGGUUCACGUAUCACUGGUUACAUCGUGGAGCGUCGUGAUAUUGGGGGCGCUAUUUGGGUUAAAUGUAAUGACUACAAUGUCAUGGAUACUGAAUACACUGUUAUAAACCUCAUUGAAAUGGGAGACUAUGAAUUCCGCAUUUUUGCUGUCAAUGCUGCCGGUCGUUCCGAACCCAGUUCCUGCACCAUGCCUAUUAAGGUUUGCGAAGUAUUAGGUGGUGAGAAGCCCGAAUGGAUAACUCGUCUACAAGAUCGUGUGGCACCAUUUGGCAAAGACUUUACUUUGCAAUGUCAGGCUACUGGCAAACCCGCUCCUACAGCAAGAUGGCUACGUAAUGGAAAAGAAAUUCAAAUGGGCUCAGGCCGUUAUACUUGUGAUAGUAAGGAUGGCGUUUUCCGUUUGCAUAUCUCCAAUGUACAGAAUGGUGAUGAUGGCGAUUACACUUGUGAAGCCAUUAACUCCCUUGGUUUUGUGCAUACAUCUGGACAUCUCAAGAUUGGCUCACCUCCAGUUAUCAACAGAUGUCCAACAGAGUUGUUCUGGCCCGAAGGUGAUAACACUAAAAUUAAAAUCUUCUAUGGCGGUGAUCAACCUAUGAAUGUUAGGAUUACUCGUAACAAUGAAACAAUAACUGAUGACGAGUCUCAUUUCAAAUACACCAUUUUCGACGAUUAUGUAGCCAUUUUCAUACGUGACAUCGUUAAGACUGAUGCAGGAUUAUAUCAAAUCGAAUUCUCCAAUGAUUCAGGUACUGCCACUGCUCAAUUUGAUGCACGCAUAACUGGCUUGCCUUCAGCACCUGUCGGCCCAAUGGGUGUCUCACAUAUUAACAAGCACUCUUGUACACUGGCUUGGCGUCCACCCACAUAUGAUGGCGGUCUACGUGUUACUCACUAUGUUGUAGAACGCAAAGACGUUACUUCUCCACAUUGGAUAACCGUAUCCAGUUUCUGUAAGGAGACCUCAUUCAAUGUUCAGGGUCUUAUUGAAAAUCAAGAAUACGUGUUCCGUGUUAUGGCUGUUAAUGAAAAUGGCAUGGGUCCAGCUUUGGAAGGACUUAACCCAAUUAGAGCCAAGGCUCCAAUAGACCCACCAUCUCCACCAGGAACCCCCAAGGUUCAUGAAAUCGGCGAGGACUUUGUGCAUUUGGAAUGGGAAAAACCCGAAUCGGAUGGCGGUGCUCACAUUCAAGGCUAUUGGAUAGACAAGCGCGAGGUUGGUAGCAGCACAUGGCAACGUGUCAACGUUACCAUUUGCGCGGCCAACCAAAUCAAUUGUCCCAACCUUAUUGAGGGACGUCAAUAUGAAUUCCGCGUUUUCGCUCAAAAUGAAGCUGGUCUCUCCAAGGAGUCUGUAGCUUCAACACCUGUAAAGAUGAUUGAUCCAAAGGCUGCAACAGCGCCUGUGAUUGUGAAACCGCUACGCGAUGCCCAAUGCAUACAAAAUCAUAACGCACAAUUUAGUUGUACAAUAACCGGUAUUCCUAAGCCAGUUAUUACUUGGUACAAGGGAGCACGUGAAAUUACCAAUGGUGCCCGUUAUCAUAUGUACUCAGAAGGCGACAAUUAUUUCCUCAAUAUUAACGAUGUCUUUGGCGAAGAUGCUGAUGAAUAUGUAUGCCGUGCUGUAAACAAAGCUGGUGCCAAAUCAACUCGCGCCGCUCUUGCAAUUGCAACCGCACCAAAAUUGAACGUUCCACCACGAUUCCGUGACACUGCCUACUUUGACAAAGGCGAAAAUGUUGUUGUUAAAAUUCCAUUCACUGGCUUCCCUAAGCCUCGUAUUCAUUGGGUACGUGAUGGUGAAAAUAUUGAGUCUGGUGGUCACUACCACGUAGAAACAAAAGAACGUCACGCUAUAUUAACAAUUCGUGAUGGUUCUCGUAUGGAUUCGGGCCCUUAUAGAAUAACGGCAGAAAAUGAAUUGGGUUCUGAUACGGCUAUUAUUAAAAUACAAAUAAGUGACCGCCCUGAUCCUCCACGAUUCCCCACCGUUGAUAAUAUUGGCAUUGAUUCGUUAUCACUUAGCUGGAAGGCACCAGUUUGGGAUGGUGGUAGUAACAUAACCAACUAUUUGGUAGAAAAACGUGAACAUCCCCUAUCCUCCUGGCUUCGUGUGGGUAAUACCCGUUUCACAACAAUGGCUGUUACAGGAUUGACACCUGGAAAGGAAUAUGAAUUCCGGGUUUAUGCCGAUAAUGUUUAUGGUCGUUCCGAUCCUUCAGACGUAAGUACCUUAGUGAAGACAAAGGAUGCUAUUAAAAAGAAGCCUAAAGAACGUAAAUGGGAAAUCGAUGAAAAUGGCAAAAAGGUACGAGGCAAGGCUGAUGGGCCCAUCAAGGAUUAUGAUUCAUAUGUCUUUGAUAUUUAUUCUAAAUAUGUACCGCAACCAGUCGAAAUCUCACACGAUAGUGUAUAUGACAAAUAUGAUAUCUUAGAAGAAAUCGGUACUGGUGCCUUUGGUGUAGUACACAGAUGCCGUGAACGUAGUACAGGCAACAUUUUCGCUGCCAAGUUCAUACCUGUCUCACAUGCUGUUGAAAAAGACCUCAUUCGACGUGAAAUCGAUAUAAUGAACCAAUUGCACCAUCAAAAGUUAAUAAACUUGCACGAUGCCUAUGAGGACGACGAUGAAAUGGUUUUAAUUUUGGAAUUCUUAUCUGGCGGAGAACUUUUCGAACGCAUUACAACAGAAGGUUAUCGUAUGACUGAAGCCGAAGUUAUUAACUACAUGAGACAAAUUUGCGAAGGCAUAAGACAUAUGCACGAAAAGAAUAUUAUACAUCUAGAUAUAAAGCCAGAAAAUAUAAUGUGUCAAACCCGUAAUAGCACAAAUGUGAAAUUAAUAGAUUUCGGUCUAGCGACACGUCUGGACCCCAAUGAGGUAGUUAAGAUUACAACUGGUACUGCAGAGUUUGCAGCACCAGAAAUUGUCAAUCGCGAACCAGUUGGCUUCUACACCGAUAUGUGGGCUACUGGUGUCUUAACAUAUGUCCUGCUUAGUGGUCUUUCACCUUUUGCUGGUGAUAAUGACAUACAAACACUUAAAAACGUUAAGGCUUGUGAUUGGGACUUUGAUGCUCAGGCUUUCCGUCAUAUUUCCGAGGAGGGAAAAGACUUUAUACGAAAACUUCUGGUGGCUAACAAGGAAAAACGUAUGACUGCACAUGAGUGCUUGUUGCAUCCAUGGCUAACCGGCGAUCAUAGUGAUCUUACACAACAAAUUGCACGCGAUCGUUAUCUUGCAUUCCGGGACAAACUUCGUAAGAAGUAUGAAGACUUUGGAAAAUACCUGUUACCUAUUGGUCGCCUUUCGGAAUAUUCUUCACUACGCAAACUUCUUAUGGAAAAAUACAAAAUGCAUGACACAUCAUUUGAUCGUCGUCAAGCUGCUCCUCGCUUUGUAAUACGUCCAUCAUCCCAAUUCUGUUACGAAGGUCAAAGCGUCAAAUUCUACUGCCGCUGCAUUGCCAUUGCAACACCUACACUUACAUGGACCCACAACAAUGUUGAGCUGCGCCAAAGCGUCAAGUUUAUGAAGAGAUACGCUGGCGAUGACUACUACUUUAUCAUCAAUCGUGUAAAACUAGAAGAUCGCGGCGAGUACAUAAUACGUGCCGAAAAUCAUUAUGGCUCACGCGAAGAAGUCGUUUUCCUAAACGUUCAACCACUGCCUAAGGAACAGCCUAGAUAUGUCCAUGAGUCAACACCGGUUCGUCGCCGUGAACCUCUCCCAUACACGUUCUGGCAAGAAGAAUCCGAAUCAGCACCCAGUUUUACAUUCCUGUUACGUCCACGCGUUAUGCAGGCUCGUGAUACCUGCAAACUUCUCUGCUGUCUAAGUGGUAAACCAGUGCCAACCGUUAAGUGGUACAAGGAUGGUCGCGAACUAAACAAAUAUGAAUAUUCUAUGACCCAUUCUGAUGGUGUAGUUACAAUGGAAAUCAUUGACUGCAAGCCCUCCGACUCUGGUAAAUACACAUGCAAGGCUACAAAUUGCCAUGGUACAGAUGAAACCGAAUGUGUAGUCAUUGUUGAAGGAGAAUGGGUUACACCUGAGCAGGCAGAACUUGCUCAUAAUUUCUUAUAUUCAGGAGAUCGCAAAUAUAUUGAACAUCCUCUUAAACCAGUGCCACCACCAAUCAUAACGAGGACACAAUUUAGUUCAUCUUCACAUAAUUCUAGCUCAUUUUCUUCAUCCACAACACGACAGAAUGGGGUUUCGUCGAACUAUUCAUCGACGAAUCAAAACUACUCAUCCAGCAGCAGCAACAAGACUGUCAAUAACUCUACAAGUUCCUAUUCAACAACAAAUAAUAGCAUUUCGAACAAAAAGAAAUAUGCCGCCAACAGCCUUCAAACUCCCGGAAGUCCCUCCAGAUCACGUAGUGCCACUAAGGAAUUGAUACUGCCUCCAGAUGAUUCUUUAAUGUGCAAGCCAGAGUUUACCAAGCCCUUACAAGACUUGAGUAUACGUGAUGGUGAUCAAUUGGUAUUGACCUGCCAUGUUAAAGGAGAUCCAGAUCCACAAAUCACAUGGUCUAAAAAUGGAAAAUCCAUUGCCUCGUCAGAUAUUAUGGACUUGAAAUAUAAAAAUGGCAUUGCCACACUUACCAUACAUGAAGUAUUCCCCGAAGAUGAAGGGGUUUACACCUGCACAGCAACCAACUCUAUUAGCGCCGUCGAAACAAAAUGCAAAUUAACUGUUAAACCUUUGGAUAAAAACUCCACCAAACGUUUAAUUAGCAGUGAUAAACCACCAAGAAUUGUUAGUCAUUUAGAAUCCCGCUUCGUUAAAGACGGUGAUAUGGUGACAUUGGCGUGCCGCAUUAUUGGCGCUGAAAACUUCGAUGUGGUAUGGUUGCAUAAUAACAAAGAAAUCAAGCCCAGCAAAGAUUUCCAAUAUACCAAAGAGGCGAAUAUUUAUAAAUUACAAAUAGCAGAGAUCUUCCCUGAAGAUGCUGGUACUUAUACCUGCGAAGCAUUCAACGACGCUGGUGAAUCAUAUAGCACAUGUACCAUCAAUGUGAUUGUACCAGGUGAAGAGCCAAAGCAACCCACUUUCGUCAAAUUCCCCACAUCAGUAACCGUUCAGGAAGGUGAAAACGCUAAAUUCGAAUGUGAAACCCAAGAAGAACCUUUACAAUUGACCUGGCUUAAAGAUGGCAAACAAGUCAACGAAUCUAGUUCACGCUACACCUUUACCAAGGAAGAUGGCAAUCGCUACACCUUCACCAUUAAGCAAUGUUCCAUAGAUGAUAUAGGUCAAUACCAAGCUAAAUCGAUUGGAAGAAAGGGUGAAACAUUUGCCGCUUUCUCCAUCAAUGUAUUUAGUACCGAAUCAUAAAACAAACGAAUAACGAAUACUUAAUAUUAUUAAUAUUAUUAUUAUUGUAAUAAUUGUAAAUACACAUAGUUUAUUUUUUUACAAACAAGAGAACAAAAUAACGGCGCUCGCUAUAAAUCUCUCACAUAUAUAGUUGAACAACCUACAUACAAACUUAUAUAUGCAUUUCUCUUGUUUACAAAAUGUAGUUAAAAACAAAUUCGCUCUCACACUCUCUCCCUCUAGAGUUCUCUUUUUGUACUUUACAUACAUAUUUUGUUUAAUUCAUUAGAAUAAAUUUUUUUAUAUUAUACUAUAUGAUUAAAUUGAUAAUACUGAUGUACUUUUUCUGUUGGUUAAUUUUGUAGUUAAGUUUUGUUAUAAAAACACUUAAUUAGUAAUUUCUUCAACGGUUUCGUUCGAUUGGUGUUUAUUUUGAUAUUGACAUUUUAUCAAGUGGCAUCCUCAACUCUCAAUAAAGAUACUCUCUCUAUAAUAUAUACUAUAUCUCUCUCUGUGAAAAAAGAACAUCAAUAAUGUCAAAUCCAAUUAACAAAAUCGAAUUAAACCAAUUAAACCUGUUAAACUAAUUAGAGCUAUUUAAAGUGUUUUCCAAUAUUUUUUUUAAUUUACGAAGUUGGUGAUAAUGUAUUAAAAACGAUUAUUUACAUCAAUUUAUUUUGACUUACGUAUUGCGCAUUAAAAAUAAAUAAUUUGUAAUAAAUACUGAAUAUAAAGACAAA
This is a messenger RNA of Lucilia sericata (common green bottle fly), 28634 nucleotides long. It is a transcript of the gene bent, whose product is annotated as twitchin. The coding region runs from base 907 to 27912 and encodes 9001 amino acids. Gene Ontology annotation, molecular function: protein kinase activity; ATP binding; protein binding. The record is from RefSeq and is a predicted model, not a curated record. NCBI's taxonomy places the organism in Eukaryota, Metazoa, Arthropoda, Insecta, Diptera, Calliphoridae. Gene Ontology annotation, biological process: protein phosphorylation. The transcript is spliced from 45 exons.